Messenger RNA from Mya arenaria, 975 nucleotides. Its product is annotated as protein rtoA-like. Bases 1 to 975 code for a protein of 324 amino acids. The record is from RefSeq and is a predicted model, not a curated record. NCBI's taxonomy places the organism in Eukaryota, Metazoa, Mollusca, Bivalvia, Myida, Myidae. The transcript has a single exon.
AUGGCUGAAAGUGGCAGAACCUUGAAGCUUACAAGGGCUGAAAGUGGCAGCACCUUACAGCUUACAAUGGGCGAAAGUGGCAGCACCUUGCAGCUUACAAUGGGCGAAAGUAGCAGCACCUUAAAGCUUACAAUGGGCGAAAGUGGCAGCACCUUGCACCUUACAAUGGGCGAAAGUGGCAGCACCUUAAAGCUUACAAUGUGCGAAAGUGGCAGCACCUUGCAGCUUACAAUGGGCGAAAGUGGCAGCACCUUGCACCUUACAAUGGGCCAAAGUGGCAGCACCUUAAAGCUUACAAUGGGCGAAAGUGGCAGCACCUUGCAGCUUACAAGGGCUGAAAGUGGCAGCACCUUACAGCUUACAAUGGGCGAAAGUGGCAGCACCUUGCAGCUUACAAGGGCUGAAAGUGGCAGCACCUUGCAGCUUACAAUGGGCGAAAGUGGCAGCACCUUACAGCUUACAAUGGGCGAAAGUGGCAGCACCUUACAGCUUACAAUGGGCGAAAGUGGCAGCACCUUGCAGCUUACAAUGGGCGAAAGUGGCAGCACCUUGCAGCUUACAAGGGCUGAAAGUGGCAGCACCUUACAGCUUACAAUGGGCGAAAGUGGCAGCACCUUGCAGCUUACAAGGGCUGAAAGUGGCAGCACCUUACAGCUUACAAGGGCUGAAAGUGGCAGCACCUUGCAGCUUACAAGGGCUGAGAGUGGCAGCACAUUGCAGCUUACAAGGGCUGAAAGUGGCAGCACCUUUCAGCUUACAAUGGGCGAAAGUGGCAGCACCUUGCAGCUUACAAGGGCUGAAAGUGGCAGCACCUUACAGCUUACAAUUGGUGAAAGUGGCAGCACCUUGCAGCUUACAAGGGCUGAAAGUGGCAGCACCUUACAGCUUACAAGGUCUGAAAGUUGCAGUACCUUGCAGCUUACAAAGGCUGAAAGUGGCAGCACCUUACAAGGGCUGCAAGGUGCCGCACCUUAA